Myzus persicae (green peach aphid) is the source of this 1327-nucleotide messenger RNA. RefSeq names its product zinc finger MYM-type protein 1-like. The record is from RefSeq and is a predicted model, not a curated record. Lineage: Eukaryota; Metazoa; Arthropoda; Insecta; Hemiptera; Aphididae. The transcript has 3 exons. Bases 322 to 1053 code for a protein of 243 amino acids.
UAUUUGACAUUUUAUUAAUAAUUAUUAAUGCAAGAAAUAAAUGACUCAUAUUAUAUUUUUGUUAACAGCUAAUAACAGUUUCUAUAACUGAUAAAUCAAAGAAAAGUGAAUACAAAAAUGUACAUAUUGAUGAUGUUAAUAUGGUAAAUGUAUAUGAUCCUGUUACUCCAUUACCAAAAGAUCGCUUAGAGUUUCAAAAUCGAAUUUUGAAAGGACGAUACAAGCCUGUAUUAGAUCUUUAUCCACGGUCAAUUCAAAACUCUAAAAGAAGGUCAUUUCAGAAGAAUUGGUACGAUAUUUUUGAUUGGUUGGAGUAUAGUGAUGCUUCUGACACAGCAUUUUGUUUUCCAUGUCGUUGCUUUAAAGCUCAGGCUAUUUUUGACGUUCUUCAAGAAGUACUUACGUAUACUUAUGGGAAAAGAUUGGCAUUCAGUUUUAUCAGUAUGUUUUGAUGAUGCUUCUACUAUGGCUGGUAAAAUAGGAGGUGUGCAAACAAAAUGUAAGGAACAAUAUUCAAGCAUUAAAUAUGUUCACUGUUAUGCACAUUGUCUAAACUUAGCUCUUGUUGAUUCAGUAUGUGAUAAAUCAAAAAAUUCCAAUAGAAACAAAUUGGUAUUCAAUUUUUUUGGAACCAUACAGUUUAUUUAUAAUUUCAUUGAAAGUAGUGCAAUGAGGCAUGCAAUUUUGGAAAAAAUAUCUAAAGAUGUAGGAAUUAAGUUACUUACAUUAAAGUCAUGUUCAAUUACUCGCUGGGUGUGUCGAGCAGAAGCAGUCAAAUCAGUACUGAAUAAUUAUGAAGUUUUGCUUUUAGCCAUAGAAGAAAUCUGUGAAAGUAGUAGUGUUCUAGAAAUGUGUGCUAAAGGCAUGGGAUUAAAAUACCAAUUAAAAAACUUUGACUUUAUUUUUGGGCUGUAUUUAUUGAAUCCCAUAUUAAAUUCAAUAUUAAAAACAAGUUCUCUAUUACAGUCACCAAACAUGGAUCUUGUAUUAGCAAUAAAUAGUGUACAGUCUUUAGUUCAAAACUUGGAAGCUAUGAGGAAUAAUGAUCUGUAGCAGGAAUGAUUCGUCUAGAUUCUACAUCUGAGAUGAUUUCAAUUUUAUCAAAAUUUGCUUAUGUCCCAGAAGAGAUAUUAUAGUGUCUGAGAUAAAUUUUUAAAAUAUUUACCCGCUACCGAUGGUAAACCGAAUAGUAACACUGAUAAUGAAUCAAUACAUGAAUGGCUAGAUUAUAUGAAAGCAAAAAAUUACAUAAAAACAUUUAACGGAUUUUUUACUGUACUGAAAUUAUUCAGUGUAAUACCACUUACAACUUGUUCUUGUGAACGGG